GCCAUUGCAAGGUACUCAGUGCGCAUGCGCCACCUCGAAAGGAGAACCGUCGAGGUCGAACUGUAGCAUUGACCGAGCAACAAUGCCUUCAGGUUUUGACAAAGAGGCAUAUCCGGAGCCUCCGCGGCAGACUCCGGCUGUGGAAAAAAAGACAGCCCUGCCAAACCCGGCGCUCAUUUUGACAAAACUCUUCUAUUACUCCGUGGACCUGCCUGUCACCACAUUUAGAGAAACCAUCGAAAGCCUUCGGGCUAAAAACAGGUUGGUCUACUACCACGAGAAGUUCCGCCGUGUUCCCGAGCUGAUCGACUGCCACGAGGGAGACUACGUGUGCUACUACGAGGCUGACAUGCAGUGGAGGAGAGACUUUAAAGUAGACCAGGAGAUCGUAAAAGUGAUCCAGGAGCGUGUCAGGGCCUGCCACCAGAGAGAAGGUCCCAGCUACGAGCAAAACUGUUCCAAGGAGAUGCAACAGUUCGAGGAAGUUGCCAAGAACUUCCAGUCACGCUAUCAGGAUCUUGGAGCUUAUGCCAAUGCGAGGAAAUGUCUCAUGAAGCAAAAAGAGAGGAUGAUUGCAGCUCAAGCCCAAAAUGCUUAAUCACCCUCAUCCAUCCUGUGUAAUAGUUGUAAAAUAAAGUGUUAUAAA
Messenger RNA from Entelurus aequoreus (snake pipefish), 646 nucleotides. It is a transcript of the gene ndufb10, whose product is annotated as NADH:ubiquinone oxidoreductase subunit B10. The record is from RefSeq and is a predicted model, not a curated record. Bases 83 to 598 code for a protein of 171 amino acids. NCBI's taxonomy places the organism in Eukaryota, Metazoa, Chordata, Actinopteri, Syngnathiformes, Syngnathidae. The transcript is spliced from 4 exons.